AUGAAAGAGGAGGUAGAGGAGGCUAUCAGUAUCACAUUAAAAGAAGAGGAUGAUGUUAUAGUGAAAGAAGAGAAAGAACAUAUUAGAGUGAAAGAUGAGGAGGGGAUAGAGGCUGUCACAGUGGAAGAAGAGCAGGCCCAAAUCCCCAUCAUUUGCGUAAAGAAAAGACGGAGAAAAAGGGGGCGGAGGUCGGGCAAAAAGACAGUUUUAUCAUGUGGUGGUUUCAUUCAGGUCUCAGUUUCACUCAAUACUCUGUCUUUGGCAGGAGAGGGACCAGACUCUCACUCUGACAGCAGGAAGAGUCCUUCAGGGGAACCAGACCCAGAGACGUCCAAACCAGCAAGACCACACCACUGCUCCCACUGUGGAAAGAGUUUUACCCGGUUCUGGAACCUAAAACAGCACGAGACGAUGCACACAGGAGAAAAGCCUUUUCAAUGUUCCCAGUGUGGAAAGAGUUUUACCUGGUUAAGGGCCCUGAAUAGGCAUGAAGAAAUACAUACAGCAGGGAGGAAGACCUACCAAUGCUCCCAGUGCGGAAAGAGUUUUACUCAGUUAGGAAGCCUGAAAAUACAUGAGAGAAUUCAUACAGGAGAGAAGCCUUACCCUUGCUCCCUGUGUGGAAAGAAUUUUACCAUGUUAGGCAAUCUUAAAAAACACGAGAAAAUACACUCAGGAGAGAAGCCUUACCACUGUUCUCUGUGCGGAAAGAGUUUUACCCAGAUAGGGAGUCUGAAAACACAUGAGAGAAUGCACACAGGAGAGAAGCCUUAUUACUGCUCCCAGUGUGGCAAGUAUUUUUCUCAUUUAGAGACCCUGAAAAUACAUAAGAGAAUACAUACAGGAGAGAAGCCUCACCACUGCUCCCUGUGUGGAAAGAGUUUGACCACUUUGGGCAAUCUAAAAGAGCAUGAGAGGACACACACGGGAGAAAAGCCUUUUAAGUGUUCCCUCUGUGGAAAGAGUUUUACCCAUUUAGCGAGCCUGAAAAGGCAUAAAGGAAUACACACAGGAGAAAAGCCUUACCAAUUCUCCCAGUGAGGAAAGAGAUUUUCACGAUUACAGGACCUUACAUCACAUGAGGACACACCUGACCACUGCUCCCAAUGUGGAAAGACAUUUUACCUUGUUAGGGAUCAUGAAAACACUGAGACACAUAGGAAAAAAGACCUACCACUGCUCUCAGUGUGGAAUAAGAUUUACCCGGUUAUAGAACCUGAAAUAAUUCAUACAAAUACACAGGAGGAGAAGACAUACCACUGCUCUCAUUGUGGAAAGACAUUUUCCCAGUCAGAGGACCUGAAAUCACAUGAGAGAAUAGAGAGGCUGUGUUCUGACUUGUGCUUUUGACUGAGAAUUUGGGGUUUUGUUUAAUACCACAUUAAAUCAUAUUCCAAAAAGUUUUACAGGAAUUGGUUUAAAAAAGUUUAGAGGAGGUUUAGAGGAGAGGCCUGGGAAUUCCUGCAAACCUUUUUUGAGUAUGAUUUAAUGUGGUAUUAAACAAAUAUAUAUACACUGCUCAAAAAAAAUAACGGAACACUUAAACAACACAAUGUAACUCCAAGUCAAUCACACU
Messenger RNA from Oncorhynchus kisutch (coho salmon), 1576 nucleotides. RefSeq names its product zinc finger protein 239-like. The transcript has 3 exons. The record is from RefSeq and is a predicted model, not a curated record. NCBI's taxonomy places the organism in Eukaryota, Metazoa, Chordata, Actinopteri, Salmoniformes, Salmonidae. Gene Ontology annotation, biological process: regulation of transcription by RNA polymerase II. The coding region runs from base 1 to 1041 and encodes 346 amino acids. Gene Ontology annotation, molecular function: DNA-binding transcription factor activity, RNA polymerase II-specific; RNA polymerase II transcription regulatory region sequence-specific DNA binding. Gene Ontology annotation, cellular component: nucleus.